CAUCAUAAUUUGAAAUGAUGUCGUAAAGAGGUUCUCAGUGUUGAAGUACACUUGAGGUUCAUCCACAGUUUAGACAAUCACUUUCAAAGCCCCAACAGGUUGACUUUCCCCAGCACAGCAGGAAAAGCUGUUGUAAUUCACAGCUAAAUGCAUCAUCGGCCUUGGAAGAGGAAAAUGAAGGGGAGAGGGAAGAUCCCAGGUACAUCAUCCAAAAAGUCCCGUGGCCGUCUGAGGCGGCCAUCUUACUCCCCGAUUCCAUCCACAUCAGCUCAUGUGGGGACCUCUCAGUCACAAUCAUACCGAUCUAACGUCUCCACUCCUGCUGGCUCACCAAUCGCCAGUCCAGCUAAGAAACAGAAAGGGACUGGCUACAAUCAUUCCUGGAGAUGGAGAGGGCUUUAUAAGAAGAAAGGCAAAACCAGAGGGACCUUAGGGACCUCCAAAUGGGCAAAACAGAAGAGACGCUCUGGGCGUUCAACCCGCAAUCCUCAACCACAGAGACCCAAAGUUCAAAACCAGAGAGCAAACCAAGGAACACCAGCGAAGUCUAUCAGAGGACAGGACAUCACCAGCUGCCGGUGGCUCCACUAUGGAGCCCACAUUGGCAAUGAGACACGCAGCAUCGAGUUCAAACAAGGUGGCGGAUGUUACAUGCAGAACACUUUCUGCGAACACGUUUGCAUCUACGGCUGUGCCUUCCUGAACAGCGGAGGAGGUAGUCUGCUGGUCGGGGUGUGUGACAACGGAAUGGUUUGUGGUGUGCACUUCAGCCAUAAAAUGGAGGACAAGACCCGCCUGCAGGUGGACGAGAUUGCGAAGCACUUCAAUCCUCCUCUCCUUCCCUACAACUACAGCCUGCACUUCCUGCCUGUGGUAAAGCCCAGGGAGCACCACCUCAAGGUGCUGUGCCUCACCUUCAGAGCGCCUCCAGCCUUCACUGAGCCAACCCUCUUUCAGAUUGACCAUGGGAAGGUGUACAUGAGGCGGGAUGGGAGUGUGCAGGGGCCCUUGGGUGCCUCGGUCAUCCUAGAGUGGUCCAGACAGAUGUGGACUAGCAAGGUGCAGCAGCUGGAGCAGCGUGUGCUUGAAGCGAGGACUGAGAAGUGGUUUUUAGCCGGGCAGGUCCACGGGCUACUCCAGUCCAUCGAUCCACUGCAUCGGAUCAUAGCAUCACUACAGCCGCAGAAGAAGACCGCUCCAUCCAGGGGGCAGAAGCGCAAGAUGAAGCAGAACCUGAAAACAUCAUCAAGACAAAACUCACGAGCCAGCGCUUCCCUGCCUCCUCUGGGAACUCCAGAUGCCAGGCCAGCUCACAACACCGGAGACCCGGAUGUCUGGCUGAGAUGCACACAGUAGCAAAAUAAACUCAACAAAAGCACA
This is a messenger RNA of Siniperca chuatsi (mandarin fish), 1380 nucleotides long. Its product is annotated as schlafen-like protein 1. The coding region runs from base 148 to 1356 and encodes 402 amino acids. NCBI's taxonomy places the organism in Eukaryota, Metazoa, Chordata, Actinopteri, Centrarchiformes, Sinipercidae. The record is from RefSeq and is a predicted model, not a curated record. The transcript has 5 exons.